AUGUACCGUGUGUACAGAGUGGCCAUCACUAACAGAGCCGUCUGCUGUGAAAGCAGGAUAAACGGAGCAGAGAUUCGGAUUGGGAACAAUUCCUCAGAUGUUUUCAGCAACCCAGUAUGUGCUGUGGUUUCUACUAUUCCAGCAGGAGCUACCUACAGCUACUCGUGUGAUGGGAUGGAGGGACGUUAUGUUACUGUGAAUAUUCCUGGAGAUUUAAGGACUCUUACUCUGUGUGAGGUGGAGGUCUAUGGAGAAGGUCCUUUACUGAAGAGAACUUUCCUGAAGAUGAAACUGAAGUCCAGUUGGAGUCUGUCUGAUCCUGCGGUGAGAGUCCAGCUCCUGUCACAGCUCCAGUCUGUUUUGGUGGAACGAGGGUUUUCUGACGUGACGCUGCAAUGGACUCAACCGCCAGAACAGGAAGUGAUGCGGAAGGAAGCUGCAGCUAAAUGUGCUGUUAGAAAGAGACGAUGAUGAUCAUGGUGAUGAUGAUGAUGAUGAUGAUGAUGAUGAUUGGGAAACCUAAACUCUCUUCAGUUCAGCUUUGAUGUUUCUUUAUUUACAAGCUUGAAUGUUCUCCCGUCCUCAAUGUU
Molecule: messenger RNA, 590 nt
Organism: Carassius gibelio (silver crucian carp)
Lineage: Eukaryota; Metazoa; Chordata; Actinopteri; Cypriniformes; Cyprinidae
Product: pentraxin fusion protein-like
Exons: 5
Coding region: 1-471 (156 amino acids)
Source: RefSeq, a predicted model, not a curated record